GAGUGGCCUCCCGGGUUACCAGGAGGCGGAGCCGCUGAGGCAGCUUGUGGCCCGGAUGUCCGGACGCUGCGGCGGGGUCGGCUGAUCCUGGAGCUUCUCCAGGGAAACUUACAAGCGGCCAAUGGAUAUUACUGUACUGGCAUUUGUUUUUAAAAAGCUGUCGAUAUUCAACCAGCAUGCCUUGGACUUUACUGUGGGAAGACCCUGUUAUUUAAAAAUGGCUCAACUGAAAUAUAUGGAGAAUGUGGGGUGUGUCCAAGAGGACAGAGAACAAAUGCACAGAAAUAUUGUCAGCCUUGUACCGAGUCUCCAGAACUUUAUGAUUGGCUCUAUCUUGGAUUUAUGGCUAUGCUUCCUCUUGUCUUACACUGGUUCUUCAUUGAAUGGUACUCGGGGAAAAAGAGUUCCAGUGCACUUUUCCAACACAUCACUGCAUUAUUGGAAUGCAGUAUGGCAGCUAUUAUCACCUUACUUGUGAGUGAUCCAGUCGGUGUUCUUUAUAUCCGUUCCUGUCGAGUAUUGAUGCUUUCUGAUUGGUACACAAUGCUUUACAACCCAAGUCCAGAUUACGUUACCACAGUGCACUGUACUCAUGAAGCUGUCUACCCACUCUACACCAUUGUAUUUAUCUAUUACGCCUUCUGCUUGGUGUUAAUGAUGCUGCUCCGACCUCUUCUGGUAAAGAAGAUCGCCUGUGGCUUAGGGAAGUCCGACCGAUUCAAAAGUAUUUAUGCUGCACUUUACUUCUUCCCAAUAUUAACCGUGCUUCAGGCAGUUGGCGGAGGCCUUUUAUAUUAUGCCUUCCCAUACAUCAUAUUGGUAUUAUCUUUGGUUACUCUGGCUGUGUACAUGUCGGCUUCCGAAAUAGAGAACUGCUAUGAUCUCCUGGUUAGGAAGAAAAGACUCAUUGUUCUCUUCAGCCACUGGUUACUUCAUGCCUAUGGAAUAAUUUCCAUUUCCAGAGUGGAUAAACUCGAGCAAGAUUUACCCCUUUUGGCUUUGGUGCCCACACCAGCCCUGUUUUACUUGUUCACUGCAAAAUUUACUGAACCUUCACGGAUACUCUCAGAAGGAGCCAAUGGACACUGACUAUCAAAAUGCCAAAAAAAAAAA
This is a messenger RNA of Rhinolophus ferrumequinum (greater horseshoe bat), 1113 nucleotides long. RefSeq names its product JNK1/MAPK8 associated membrane protein (gene JKAMP). Gene Ontology annotation, biological process: response to unfolded protein. Bases 343 to 1089 code for a protein of 248 amino acids. The transcript has 7 exons. The record is from RefSeq and is a predicted model, not a curated record. Gene Ontology annotation, cellular component: membrane. Gene Ontology annotation, molecular function: ubiquitin protein ligase binding. NCBI's taxonomy places the organism in Eukaryota, Metazoa, Chordata, Mammalia, Chiroptera, Rhinolophidae.